Ilex paraguariensis (yerba mate) is the source of this 1855-nucleotide messenger RNA. NCBI's taxonomy places the organism in Eukaryota, Viridiplantae, Streptophyta, Magnoliopsida, Aquifoliales, Aquifoliaceae. The record is from the annotation of a GenBank genome assembly.
AUGGAAGGAGGAGAGAGAAAGAGGACAAAGCUAGACCUAGAUUGGGGAAAGCUCUUGUCUGAUCAUAUAGAUGAGGAUGAGGAGCCUCCGACGGUAAUGGUGGUUACAAACACCGGUGCGGCAGCGGAGAAAUUGAAAUCGGCGGCGAUGGAUGACGAACAACAACAGAACGGGUUUAAUCAUAUGAACGACAGAGAACUGAAUGACGUGCUUGAAAGGAACAUACAGAAUCUUAAAAGUCUCGGUGACAGGUUGCCGGAUAAAGGCCAGAAGCUUAGGGCCAGUAUCAAGCGCCUAGAGGAGGAGAUAGAGCGAAGGCAUCACCAACGAGCUGAGAAGGAUAAUGAAGGGUGUGAAAAGGGCAGACAAUCACGGAUCCCAAGUUUGGUUUGUGCACAUGAUGGCUCCAAACAAGGGGAUCUAUCAUCUCUACCAUCUUCACGGUCUGCAUUUGCCUCAUAUCUUCGCAUAAAGAAAGAUGAAAAUAUGGAUUCUAGGACAGUUGAUGCCUUUGAAAAAGAGUUUGCGUAUGUUAAACCCUGUGAGCACCGGAAAGUGGGACAUAACAGGCAAUAUUCAUCAAGGGGAAGACCCAAGAAUAGGUUUUCUUUAAUAAAAAAACCUUCUCAAUGCCCUAGCAGUCUUUCCAUGGGUGCUGAUAAACAUCAUCUCUCAAAUGGUGAUCAAAAGGGCAUGGGUUCCUCUACUUGUUCAAGUCGUGUCUUUCAGGAGAAUUUGUCUGGUUGUUUAUCAAAGAAGAGAAAUGCUUCUCAAGUUCAGCCUUCAAAUGAGUUGAGGCUGAGGAAUGGACAUUCUGUUGUUCUAGUGGAUGAGGAGGAACCUCAGCUUGUUGGAACAACAGAGCAAGCAGACAGAAUAGAUGAAUGCAUGAAAGAGACUAAGAUCUACUAUCCAUCAAGGGAUGACCCAGAAUCAGUUGAAAUUGUUUACUCAGACAUGGACUGCCUUGCUCCUGAAGCUUAUCUCUCAUCGACCAUUAUGAACUUUUACAUCCGAUAUCUGCAGCAGCCAACAUCUCCCACAAAUAGGACAGGAUGUGAUUAUCAUUGUUUUAAUACUUAUUUCUACAAGAAGCUGAAAGAGGCUGUAAUGAAGAAGCCGAGUGACAAUGAAAAUACAUUUGAAAAGUUCAGAAGGUGGUGGAAAGGUGUCAAUAUAUUUGAGAAAACUUAUUUACUCCUUCCAAUACAUGAUAACCUUCAUUGGAGCUUGGUGAUAAUAUGCAUCCCAUACAAGGAAGAGGAAGCAGGGCCAAUUGUACUUCAUUUGGAUUCACUAGGACUUCACUCUAGAAAAUCAAUUUUCGAGAACAUUAAAAGCUUUUUGAGAGAAGAAUGGAACUAUCUGAAUAAAGAAGAAGCUCUUUCAGGUCUUCCUAUUGCUGAUAAGAUCUGGAAAGAUCUUCCACAUAGAAUCAAUGAGAAGACAAUUGAGGUUCCACAGCAGAGAAAUGAGUAUGACUGUGGUGUGUUUGUUCUCUUCUACAUGGAACGCUUCUUACAGGAGGCUCCUAAAAGGAUGAAAAAGAAUGAUUUAGCAAUGUUUGGCAAGCAUUGGUUUGGCCCUGAAGAACCCUCUCGUCUGAGAGGGACAAUCUGGAGUUUACUCAGGGAGGAAUUCAAGAAUGCAAUUGACAAUAUACGUGGUUUGAAUCCUUAGCCUUGUUCUCGGGGCUCCUACUGGAAGCAUAUAGCACAAAAUUAUCAAUAUCCUCGUACUACAACAGUUACUCUGAAAUUUUGAAGUCGGGUACCUGGGUGUUCUUAUCUCUGUACAGCUCAUAUGGUUACCGUUGACAACAAAAUACCUCAUCUCACUGGUUUGAUGUUCCAAU